AUGGCCCAGUCAUACGACGACAAGAACGUUAAUGAUGACACCUUCUGCAUCGCGAUAGGAAUGACGUUCGACGACUGGACUUGGAGGGCGUCGGUGGGGUGGAGUUUCAUAUUUCCCUUAACGGUGGGGUACGGGGUUGCAUUCAAAUGGUUCAAAUCCAAGUACUCCCUCGAACUACCAAAACAACUUAUAUUUAGGAUCGUAGGAAGUAUACUAUAUUGCAAAAACAUUGGUUACACCGACGUCGGAAGUCGUCUCAGCGGCGAAGUCGAAAUCUGCCUUCAUAGGCUAACAAAAGUUACUCCCUGUAUGGCCUCCGAGGCGGCGAAGGUGCCGGUGCCGGAGUCGGUGAACUUCAAGAGGAAGAGGGGAGAGGUCUGGGCCGCCGCGAAGAAGCAGAAGGUCGCCGACGAGAAGAAGAAGGACGCGGAGAACACCAAGGUCAUCUACGCCCGCGCCAAGCAGUACGCCGGGGAGUAUGAGGCUCAGGACAAGGAGCUGGUGCAACUUAAGCGUGAGGCCCGGAUGAAGGGUGGGUUCUAUGUCAGUCCUGAGGCAAAGCUGCUGUUUGUCGUCCGUAUCCGUGGUAUCAAUGCUAUGCACCCAAAGACCAAGAAGAUCUUGCAGCUUUUGCGUUUGAGGCAGAUUUUUAAUGGUGUGUUCCUUAAGGUCAACAAGGCCACCAUUAACAUGCUGCGUCGGGUUGAGCCAUAUGUUGCUUACGGGUACCCUAACCUCAAGAGUGUCAGGGAGCUGAUCUACAAGAGAGGUUACGGAAAGCUCAACAAGCAAAGGAUUCCUCUGACCAACAACAAAGUCAUUGAGGAGGGUUUGGGGAAGCACAACAUCAUCUGCAUCGAGGACCUUGUGCAUGAGAUCUUGACCGUUGGCCCACACUUCAAAGAGGCGAACAACUUCCUGUGGCCAUUCAAGCUUAAGGCACCACUCGGUGGCCUGAAGAAGAAGAGGAACCACUACGUUGAGGGUGGUGACGCUGGUAACCGUGAGAACUACAUCAACCAGCUUGUUAGAAGGAUGAACUAGGUUGAAGGAGCUCCUUGAUAAUACCCUGUGUUGGAAGGAUAAACUUGUUUCACAUUAGGAAGCGGAUGAUGAAUAUGCAUGCGUUUUUUGUAUUGAGAACUAGACAUGUUUGGAUGAAAUCUCACAUUUCCCCUAGAA
Triticum aestivum (bread wheat) is the source of this 1182-nucleotide messenger RNA. Its product is annotated as 60S ribosomal protein L7-2. Gene Ontology annotation, biological process: maturation of LSU-rRNA from tricistronic rRNA transcript (SSU-rRNA, 5.8S rRNA, LSU-rRNA). Gene Ontology annotation, cellular component: cytosolic large ribosomal subunit. The transcript has 9 exons. The record is from RefSeq and is a predicted model, not a curated record. Lineage: Eukaryota; Viridiplantae; Streptophyta; Magnoliopsida; Poales; Poaceae. Bases 1 to 1044 code for a protein of 347 amino acids. Gene Ontology annotation, molecular function: structural constituent of ribosome; RNA binding.